Messenger RNA from Menidia menidia (Atlantic silverside), 1176 nucleotides. Lineage: Eukaryota; Metazoa; Chordata; Actinopteri; Atheriniformes; Atherinopsidae. The record is from the annotation of a GenBank genome assembly.
AUGUCGGACGUCGAAUUUGGGCACUGUUCAGACCAGCUGAAUAAAUUCGAGAGACUGACAGGCAGGCCGCUGCACGGAGUGAUGUUAGCAGGUCAUCGAUCUCCCCCCGCUCGCAGUGGGCAUCGCUGUGUCGCUGACAACUCCAACCUUUACGUGUUUGGAGGUUACAACCCUGACUACGAUGAGUCAGGAGGCUCAGAGAAUGAAGACUACCCACUGUUCAGAGAGCUUUGGAGGUACCACUAUGCCACAGGCUGCUGGCAGCAGAUUCAAACUGAUGGAUACAUGCCAACAGAGCUGGCAUCUAUGUCAGCUGUUUUGCAUGGCAACAACCUGCUGGUGUUUGGUGGCACCGGGAUCCCUUUUGGUGAAAAUAAUGGCAAUGAUGUUCACGUUUGUAAUGUGAGGUACAAGCGAUGGUCACUGCUCAACUGUCGAGGGAAGAAGCCCAACAGAAUCUACGGACAGGCGAUGGUCAUUAUAAAUGGCUUCCUGUAUGUCUUCGGUGGGACAACGGGGUACAUCUACAGCACAGACUUGCACAGGCUGGACCUGACCUCCAGGGAGUGGAUUCACCUCAAGCCCAACAACCCCCCCGACGACCUUCCUGAGGAACGAUAUAGGCAUGAAAUAGCACACGAUGGGCAGAGGAUCUACAUUCUCGGAGGAGGAACUUCCUGGACGUCUUAUCCUUUGGACAAGAUACAUGCCUACAAUUUGGAAACAAAUUCUUGGGAAGAGAUUACAACAAAACCUCAUGAAAAAAUAGGGUAUCCUGCUCCUCGACGGUGCCACAGCUGUGUUCAGAUACAUAACGAUGUAUUUAUCUGCGGAGGCUACAAUGGGGAGUUGAUUCUAGCAGAUUUGUGGAAGAUCAACCUGCACUCUUUCCAGUGGAGUAGACUACCAGCAGUGAUGCCUGAGCCAGCCUACUUUCACUGUGCUGCUGUCACCCCGGCUGGCUGCAUGUACAUCCACGGAGGAGUAGUGAACAUUCAUGAGAACAAGAGGACUGGUUCACUGUUCAAGAUCUGGCUUAUUGUGCCCAGUCUGUUGGAGCUUUGCUGGGAGAAGCUCCUAAAGGCCUUUCCACAUCUGACUUCUCUCUCCAACAUGCAGCUCCUGAACCUGGGCCUCACACAGGAGCUGAUAGAGCGAUUGAAGUCGUCUCGGUGA